Molecule: messenger RNA, 769 nt
Organism: Coregonus sp. 'balchen'
Lineage: Eukaryota; Metazoa; Chordata; Actinopteri; Salmoniformes; Salmonidae
Source: the annotation of a GenBank genome assembly
AAGAAACUUACUCCCAGCUAUGACAUUCGAGCAGCUGGAAACAAAAACCGACAUAAGUUUCUGUGUGAGGUCAGUUUUAUACUUUAAAAUGUGUCUGCAUCAGCAAUGAUCGGGUAAAUAACAUCUAACAACAUUCCAAUUUUGACAUAUAUUAUUCCUCUUCCAAGGUACAUAUUGAGGGAUUCAACUACACUGGAAUGGGAAACUCCACCAAUAAGAAGGAUGCCCAGGCAAAUGCUGCCAGAGACUUUGUGAAUUAUCUUGUCCGAGCUGGAGAAAUGAAUGCAGCUGAAGUCCCAACCCUUGGGGUCAGCUAUUAACAUAUUUCACCUAAUGCUUUUUUAUAAUUCAAGAUAAAACAUUUUGUCAUGCACACGUUGAUACCGUAUAAAAAAAUAAUUUUCAUAUUAACAGGCAAGUGUACCUGACUUAAGUGAGCCUAACUGUGGGGGAGGUUGAGGGGGUGAUGGAGGCAACGUCGGCUUUGGAAGUCUUCCUCCAAGUGGACCUAUCCCACCUCACCUGGUUGUGAAAGCUGAGCAAGGUACUAGACUGACUUCACCAAAUGUCUGUAUAGUCUAUGUUCUGUGAACUCUAUUCCUAUGGUGUCAUAACUAAUCUUGUUGUUUAGCUGUUGCUUCAGCGAAUGUACCUUCUGGACCAGUCCCAGGUGUCACUGGUUUGGGAUAUUCGGGAGGUGGUGGUGGAGGCAAUUAUUCUGGAGGUGGUGGAAACAGCAAUGCGCCGUGGGAUCGUGGGGCCAAUCUGA